CAGCGAUGGAUACCGAUAUUUGUCCAGAUGGCGACACCCGCACCCAAAAAGAAAUGGUCGUCAAACUCAUAGUCGCUCAUUUCACAGCCGUCGUCGCCUUCUGCAAUUUCCAGUCCCUGCGCAACGAAAGACUCGACACCAUCGAACCAAUCCUAUUUCUUCUAUCGCCCUUGAUAGUAAUAGCCCAAACAGCGCUCGGGAUCAUCAUCAUUAACGUCUCUUUCGUCUCAAACGUCGCUCAGUCCCCUAAAUCCCUUUCUCUUCAUCUUGAAACUUACGCGCGACGAUGGAAUACGCUAUUCGGAAAGAAGCCAUCACAACCUCGUCGAACACCCACUGGCUCAUUGGAAACAAUGCAAUCGCGCUUUGGUAGUGCCUGGAUAAGGCUUGGAAGAGCGGUAGCUAUCUUUGCAACACUUUUCCAAUUCGCAGCUACGAUAUUUCUCUACCGACGUCGAAAGAGUUUACAUGGAUGGGAUUCACUUGCAGUCGUUGACCAUCGAACAUUUGAGCUAUCUGUCGGCGGCGCCGCUGUCUCCAUCCUGUCUCUCGCUCUCCUUCUCAAAUUUCCCGGCUUCGGACAAGCACCGGAAGCGCUGUACAUCCCAGAACUCAAACCAGAUCCAGCUGUUAUCUUCUGCCGCGGUGAUUCGCGUCGUUGUCCGAGCUGGUAUCAGAUUCUCUACGAUUCAGAUAUCGGCUCAGCUACUUCAGCUGCGACGUGGCUAGCAUGCGUUUUAUCGUCAACUUACAAAGGGGAAUCGAUCCCGCUUCACUUCCUAUGUGAGUUUUACGCAGGGAUCUACACAGAAUUUGCUCGAGUAUUCUCACUCCAGAUUUCAAUGCCGAUAUUCUACCUCCUCGUUGCAGUAUUCUUCGCGGUAUUCUUCACACUACCGCAUGUAUACAAUGGCCCAGGCUUUGAAGCAGUCGGCCAAAGGCUCUGGGCCAUGAUACCAGCUCUACUUGCAGUGCUGGCUGCUAUACUUACAUUUUUCUGCAUGUUUAUGCUGAUGAUGUUGCCGGUUGUUUUGGUGUUGUGUCCUUCUCUUGUUAGCGGGCCGGGAAGCAUUUUCACGAUGAAAGGGUAUGAGACUCGUGCGCUGUUUUCGCAACCGCCGUUUACACCGGUGACGAAUGAGACGGAUUGUAUUUUGCUUUGGAAGGAUCCUGUGGCGGAGUAUUUAUGGUCACUCGUAUAA
This is a messenger RNA of Fusarium odoratissimum NRRL 54006, 1202 nucleotides long. RefSeq lists its product as uncharacterized. Bases 6 to 1202 code for a protein of 398 amino acids. The transcript has a single exon. Lineage: Eukaryota; Fungi; Ascomycota; Sordariomycetes; Hypocreales; Nectriaceae. The record is from RefSeq and is a predicted model, not a curated record.